Messenger RNA from Pangasianodon hypophthalmus (striped catfish), 9567 nucleotides. It is a transcript of the gene fut8b, whose product is annotated as fucosyltransferase 8b (alpha (1,6) fucosyltransferase). The coding region runs from base 1662 to 3428 and encodes 588 amino acids. Gene Ontology annotation, biological process: protein N-linked glycosylation. The transcript is spliced from 10 exons. NCBI's taxonomy places the organism in Eukaryota, Metazoa, Chordata, Actinopteri, Siluriformes, Pangasiidae. Gene Ontology annotation, cellular component: Golgi cisterna membrane. The record is from RefSeq and is a predicted model, not a curated record. Gene Ontology annotation, molecular function: glycoprotein 6-alpha-L-fucosyltransferase activity; protein binding.
CCCGCUCCUCCUCCUCCUCCUCCUCCUCCUCUGAGCUGCUGCUGGUGCUGAUGCUGUUUGGUCACAUUUGCGCGGCGGCGAAUGCACGAGCUGCUUUGCGGUUUGUCUUCACCGGAGCAUCAUCAGAUACACGCGCUACCGGAAUUAUAACUCAGAGAUGCAGCAUCUCUCCACUCAGGAGACACCGAUCGGAACCAAAGUGCGCAAGUGAGCUGAGAAGAAAGGAAGCACAGAAGAGAUUGAGACAGCUCCCUUUAAAAGCAGACAAUCUCCAUCUCCACACCUGGUGCUCUGAUCUACUUUAGCCAUUUAAUGAACAACUAAACUGCAAUAAUCUCACCACACAAAUCUGCUGGACAAAACAUCAAAAAAUCAGCACGUCACACCAUCGACCCGUCCCUGACUCACCCUUGAUGUCCCAUGCCAUGUUGAUUAAAGUGGACACGAAAGGACAAUCUAAAAACAAAUAAAGACAAAACAGCAAAAUCGAACACUUCAUCUUCUCUAAUCUGCUUUAUUUCCUUCUCAGUGGCAUCAUGGUGUCCCAGGCCAAGACGAUCGUAUCAGUGGAGGACAGACAAGCAAGAAACUGAGAUAGUUGCCUCUAAAAAAGAGAUACUGUGACUCACAAAAAACAACAAAUAGCAAAAAACAACAGAUAUCCAGUUCAUGCAUGAUGUCCAUCAGGUAAUUAAAGUGGACAUGGAUGAAUAGCAAAACCCAUCACACUGAGCAAACAGAGACAACGUUGGACAUACACUGGAUGAGUAAACAAAAAAGUGCAAAAAAAAACAACAACAACAACAACCCUACAAGGACCUCACAAAGACAUGAAUAAAUGAGACCAAGUGGAUGGUUGGCUCUAGAUCUCCUGGACAAAAAUUGAGCAACAACAUAUAAUAAUAAUAAUAAUAAUAAUAAUAAUAAUAAUAAUAAUAAUAAACUUCUUUUCGAAGCAUGAUUUGUCCAUAAUCAAUCCCCAUGUUGGUGAAAAAGAGAAAACAACAUAAUAAUAACAAAAUAAUAAUCAAAAAACAAAAAUAACAAAAUAUCAACCCCCCUAUAGAGCCGUUAACUCUUGAGGUUGUCCCCAUGGUGAUCAAAUUCAAGGGACAAAAAAGAAACAAAAGAAAAUUAGCAGCAUGACUCGUCCCUAGCCUACUUUAUUUUCUCCAUAAUGUCCCCAUUAACAUGGAUGAGGACAAAAAAACAAAUGCUCCUUCAGCACAAAUCAACCAAAAAUGCCAAGUAAUGAGAAAAAUGGCUGCCUCAUAGCAGUUCCUCAUUCCUAACCUCCUUAUUUAUUUCCUCCAUGAUGUCCACAUGGUAAUUAAAGUAGACAAAUUUGGACAAAUGAACCAAUGAGCAAAUGCCAACAAAACCAGCACUUUACUUUGUCAUGUUGUCGUCUUUGUUGUCAUCCUCACUGUGAUUAACGUGCACAGGAACAGACAAGUGGGCAACAUUAAAAAAAAAAAUUGCUCACAAAGCUAACUAACUUGUCCUUAUCACAGUUUCCCUCCUCUCCGAUGUCCCCGUGCUGAUCAGAGUGGAUGUGGAUGGACAAACAAUCAAACAACAAAAUAGCAAAACACUCCCAUCCCUGACACCUCCAUUAUGUCUUAGUGUUGUGAUUCAAUUGGACGUGGACAAGGGACAAUAUGCGGUUGUGGACAACGUCCUGGCGCUGGGUGGCAUUGGUGCUGUUGGCCUGGGCCAUGCUGCUCUUCUUUAUGGGAGGCCACCUGGUGCGUGAGAGCCAACACACACACGAAACGACACACACACGCAGAGAGCUGGCCAACAUCCUCACCAAACUCGAGCGCCUCAAACAGCAGAACCACGAGCUGCGGCGUAUGGCGCAGGCUCUAAGGAUUCCUGAAGGACAGUCCGUUAAACCUGUCUCUGCAGGUCGGCUGCGUUUUUUAGAGGAGCAGCUAAACAGAGCCAAGCAGGAGAUCCGCAACUAUCAGAGAGUGUUUGGAGAUGUAGGCCCGGGCCGUGUGCAAGAGGACUACAGGAGGAAGGUGGAGAGAGGUGUGAGGGAGUUUUGGUAUUUUCUGCGCAGUGAGGUGAAGAAGCUGAGCCACGUAGAUCCAGCUGCACUGCAGACGCACACAGAUACACUGCUGCAUGAUCUCGGCCACCAACAGAGGUCCAUCCUGACAGAUCUUCACUACCUGAGUCAAGCUGAUGGAGCAGGUGAUUGGAGGGAAAAGGAAGCGAAGGAUCUUUCCAAUCUGGUGCAGAACAGGAUCUCCUACCUGCAGAAUCCUCCAGACUGCAGUAAGGCGCGCAAGUUGGUGUGUAACAUUAAUAAGGGCUGUGGUUAUGGCUGCCAGCUGCACCAUGUGGUUUACUGCUUCAUGAUUGCAUAUGGCACCGAGCGCACACUUGUCCUCGAGUCCCACAGCUGGCGCUACGCUCCUAAUGGGUGGGAGACGGUGUUCAGGCCUCUGAGCAAUACGUGCACCGAGCGCACAGGAGCAUCCACAGGACACUGGACAGGGGAGGAUCAUGAUAGAGAUGUGCAGGUUGUGGAGUUGCCCAUCGUGGACAGUCUUCACCCCCGACCCCCCUACCUGCCUCUGGCCAUCCCUGAGGAUCUGGCCCCACGGCUUCAGAGGCUGCAUGGAGACCCCUCCGUCUGGUGGGUGUCUCAGUUCGUCAAGUACCUGGUGCGUCCUCAGCCAUGGCUGGAGAAGGAGAUGCAGGAGGCUGGCAUCAAACUGGGUUUCAAACACCCCAUCAUUGGUGUGCAUGUGAGGCGCACAGAUAAAGUGGGCACAGAGGCGGCGUUUCACCCCAUCGAGGAGUACAUGCUGCAUGUGGAGGAACAGUUCCAGCUCAUGGCCCAGCGCAUGCAGCUGGACAAAAAGAGAGUGUAUUUGGCAACUGAUGACCCCUCACUGUUACAGGAGGCCAAGAGCAAAUACCCCGAUUAUGAGUUCAUCAGUGAUAAUUCCAUCUCGUGGUCGGCUGGACUGCAUAACCGCUACACAGAGAACUCUCUCAAGGGAGUCAUCCUGGACAUCCAUUUCUUGUCCCAGACUGACUUCCUAGUCUGUACAUUCUCCUCACAGGUGUGCCGUGUGGCCUAUGAAAUCAUGCAGACUCUGCACCCAGAUGCUUCAUCAUACUUCUACUCUCUUGACGACAUCUACUAUUUUGGCGGGCAAAAUGCUCACAACCAGAUCGCCAUCUAUGCACAUCGGCCACGCACUGCCGAGGACGUCGCUCUGGAGCCUGGAGAUGUGAUUGGCGUUGCUGGAAACCACUGGGAUGGUUACUCCAAAGGACUGAACCGCAGACUGGGGCGCACAGGCCUCUAUCCAUCUUACAAAGUGAAGGAGAAAAUCGAGACAGUGAAAUACCCCACCUACCCCGAGGCAGACAAACUGCUCAACUCAGAAAAUAGAGGAAAAUAGACUGAAAGAGACAGUAAGAGACUUUAAAAACAGAGAGAGGCAUGAAGAGACUGAAACAGACUGAGACAGGUAGAGAAAGAGACAGGGUGAGAAUAAUCCCAAAGUAUUUUUUCCUGUAUAAAGCUUACUGAUAAAGGAGAGAUAAUAAGACAUAGUCCACAAAGUGAUACAUGCUGUCGAUGUGUGUGUAUGUGUGUGAGUUAAAAGAGAUGAUGUCAAGAGACAAAGAGAUAGAGAUGGAAAAAGAAAAAAUAGAUGGAAAGAAACAAUGGAAUGGAAAGAAACAGAUAUUAAGACACAGAGAGAGAGAUAUGGAAAGAGAGAAAAAGGGGCAAAUAAAAUGAUACGGAGACAAAAAAGAGAGAAAAAGACAGAGACAGACAAAAAAAGACAAAAAGAGACAGAGAUAUAGAAAAUGACAGAAUUAUACACAAAGAGGUGGAAAGAGACAGAGACAAGGACAGAUAAAAGAGAGAUUGGUGGAAAAACAUGGCAUAAAAAGAAACAAAAUGAGAGGUAAAGAAACAAACAGAAGGAUAGAAAGAGACAACAAUACACACAGAGACAGAAGGAGAUUGACAUAGGACAGAGACGUCAGAGACAAAGAUGGAAAUAGAGAAAGAGGUGAAAAGAAACAAGAGAAAGAGACAAAUUAAGACUGAGAGAAAGACAAGAAGACUGAAAGAGACAAAAAAUUAAGAGUCAGAAAGAGAGAUUUGAAAAAUGUGCGCUGACAUGGAAAGAGAUAAAAAAAAAAGGCACAGACAGUGAGAAUAAUCAACUUUGGGACUCUGUAUCAGGAAAGACAACUAAAGCAUUCGUAAGAAUGGACACACACUGAGGACACUGCUGUGUGUAUGUUUAUGUGUAUUUUUUACUCAGUGAGAAAAGAUGGAGAAGAAAAUCAUGAUGUAAAAUAUCCCAACUAUCCUGAGGCAAACGAGCUACAGACUACAGAAACAACAACCUGUACAGAGUCUGCUGAGACGGGAGGGAUAAUGAGACAUAAUCCACAAAGACAGAUCAAGGACAUGUGCUUGUGUUUUGACAUAGCACAGCCUCCUGAAUGACUCUGAUAUGGAUGGAGGCAGAGUGUCUCUGUGUUUGACUACAGGCUAUUUGGACUCGGCAACAGCUGAGCGCGAUUUACAAACCCACAACUCUGCCUCGCUUUAUAGUUUUAUUGUUAUUUAAUUGUCCCAAGGUGGUUUUAAGUCAUUUUUAAUCUUGUCUUUUAAUCUCUCUUGCCUGUUUGAUCACUAAGAAACUAGGGGAACAUGGUAAACUAGUGAGAUAGAAAGGAGAUAACAAGGAUAACUAUUAGGGUGCUUCUUAUUUCUUUAAUUGCGCUUUCUUGUUUUGUUUCCUUGCUUCUUAGUUCCUGCCUCUGAGGUUGUGAGGUAAGGUUGCAAAGAAAGAAAACAACAACAGAGGAAUGGAUGCCAAACAUUGUGCCAUGUUAGGGCAAAAAUACAUCACUAUAAAUCAACAUCAGUUAUUGAUGACUUGUUGUCCAGCAUGUUUUAACUUAUACAAUAUCUACUCUGUUGUCAUCACUGACUUGGCAUAUAAAUUCAGCCCACUUAUUGACUUUGUAUCCAUUGUUUCAUUAUUAAUAGUAUUCAUUUAGUGUUUUUUUGUUCUUAACUUAUUAUUUGUUUGAAUCUACACUGGAAAAAAAGUUCAUCGAAUUUACUUAAUUCAAAUGUGUACAUUGGUUCGACAUGAAUGAAUUUCAUUAACAUCCAACAUCCAUUGAUUUCAUACAUCCAACAUGAUGUGAGCAUGUUUUUAAAACCCUGGAAUAAAACCAAACUCCACGCAUUCACCCAAGCUCAGGAUCAAACCAAGAACCCUAGCAUUGCAGGCAGUAACAUUAUUCGCUGCGCUAUUGUGCCACACGAGUUAAUUAAGUUAAUUUAACACUAUAUUUAUUUCUUCCUGUCAGCACCAACAUCCUUGCGAGACUUCAAAACGUAAUUGGAUCACAUUAAUACAAUGUAAAUUGAUCACACUCACUCUACAUAUUUCUAACUAGUAGGCUAGGUAAUGUGCAUUUUUAAAUUAAAUUUAGUAUAGAGUUUUGAUGAGAAACUAAGAUUUUUUUUAUGUAAACUAUACAUAAUGUUUUCUCUGACCACAUGUUCCCUUUUUUUCAGUGUAGGUAGUUUUGUGAAAAUGGUAACUGUACACCAUAGGAUUAUGUCACACAUGGCUUCCACAUAAGUACCUUUCUUCUCACUCUGGAAGCCUCUGUGUGCAUUUAAUGAAUUGAUAAUUAGUAGUUCAGAGUAUUCAGCUUUGUUGGAGAUAGUAGAGCAGGCGCUCAAGAAUGUAGCUCAUACUGACUUCAUAGCGCUUCAGGGGAACUUCAGUGCUCAUCCCAGGAACAAUGGAGAUACUUGGAGGGGACUUCUGUGCAAUCCACUGAUUUUCAAAAUCAAACACUUUGCUCAAAGUUGCUCAUAAGUGUAUUUGCUACCAGAGCCCCUUGGAUUUUGUGUUUGUUUCAUCAGACUUGAGGCCAUAUCUUUUAAUCACUCAGGUAAAGAGAAGGACAGAGCUGUCAAUUUGGUGGUAAGUUGGACCUAUCACAGUAGGUGCCAACCAGAUUUAUGGAGAACCUUCUGGGUUGCUUGGGACCUUCAAUGAGAGACAAAUUCUCAUGUUCAAAAGGACUUCUCCCUUGUACCAAUUGAGGUUGGGGACAUUAAGUCACAACAGACCAUAUUCAAGUUCUCAAUCAUAGAGGCAACUGCAAGCAGCUGUGGCCUCCUGAUUCAAUUUAGAAUUAUAGAGAGCCAGAAGGGCUGUUGCAAAGGCAGUUACAGAAGCAGAAGAUCGGUCAUGGAAUUUGGAGAGGCCACUGAUAGAUUUAUGUUAGCAAAUUUCUGCUGUGCGGUUCCUGAUUUAUUGAGUUCCAAAUUGGCAGAGUGCCAUUUUACGCUCCAGGAUGGCAGAACCAGAGCUGGAAGAACUGGAGUGCGGACGAGGUGGUCGAAGUGGCAGACCUGGGAACACUUUAAUUCGGCCACUUUUUUUGGAUUUCUGCAGUCUGUUUCUCAGCCAGGGAAAAAGAUAGAACUUUGACUGAGGGCUGGACGCAUCUCAACGAGCUCUUGGCACCCUUAAAGUUUGGUGAAUUUAGGCCACGGGAGCCAGGAGCUGUAAAUUUUAAAUUUGUGGCCAUGAGGCCCCGCGUUUCUCGGGACCACAGGGCUGAAUUGGGCAGGAGCAGUCUGGCAAACUGUUCUGUGAGGAGGAGGAGAAGAGACCAUACACCAGCUCUGCUAAGCAAGUGCAUGUAAGUGUUGACCUCUACUCUGUACUGGGGAUAUUGUUGAGCAGUGGAUGGAGAACUUCGAGGAAUUAUUUAACCCAGUUCCUUCCCUUCAGUACACAGUGCCUGAUAUGUCUGUUUUUUUUUUUUUUUGUUUUUUUUUUUUUGGAGUCUUUUACUUUGGCUGCGGUUAUUAUUGCGUUUACAAUCAGCCAUAGUGUCAAGGCUGCAGAGGUGGUUGGGAUUUUGCCAGAAAUAUUGAAGGCACUGGACGAGGUUGGGGUUGUGUGUUUAACAUGCCUCUUCAAUGUUCCAUCAAGAUCUAUGGCAGUGCCCUUGGAAUGGCAAACUGAGAUGGUGGUCUCUAUUUUUUUUUAAAGGGGACGAGAGGAUGUAUUCCAUUCAUAGAAUUACACUCCUCAGCCUUCCAGCAAAAGUCUAUACCAGGGGUCUGGAGAGGAGACUGUCGGAUAGUUUGACCUAGGAUUUAGGGGGAACAAUACGGGUUACCCCAGGCUGUAGAACAAUGAACCAGCUCUUUAUGCUUGCGCAACUGUGUGAGGGGUCAUGUACAUAUGCUAAUCCAGUCUACAUGGGUUUUGUGGAUUUGGAGAUGGUGUAUGAUUUUGUGCCGGAGGUAUUGCAGGUAUUUGUGGUGGGAGGUAUUGCAGAAGUAUUGAGUAUCUGCAUCACUACUUCAUACAAUCUAGUAUGUGUUUGUGUACAGUGAGAAUUGUGUCCAUGCUCUAAGUGUUAAGCUGAAACUGUUUAAAGUGGGUGUCUUUUCUCUUAUGUGUGGUUUACAUGGACAGUAGAUCAAGGUACAAGAGGUGUCCAUUAUGGAAGGCUAGAGGUAUGUUUGAGACUAUGAUUGUCUCCUGGAAGAGUGGGAUGCUCCCUUCAGGUGAGGGGAUAGACCUUAUGCCUGGUGUAGAUCUUGGGAUCUUAUUCAUCAGUUAUGGAAAACAGAUCACAUAAGAUCAGAGGAAGCCUUGUUACAGUUACUGCACUGUUUGUGGAGGAGAAACAGGAGCUCAGUUUGAGGACAAAGCUCUGUGUUUACCAGUGAGUCUAUGCCCCUAUUCUCAAGCUGUGGCAAAUGACUGAAAGAAUGUGAGUACAACUGGUGGAAAAGAGCUUCGUGACAAUCUGGGAAAACCUCAGCGUAGAGCCACUAUUCCUUCAAAUUGAGAGGAGCCAGUAGUGGUGGUGUUGCACCUUACAAGGAUGUCCCUUGGUCAGCUCCUGCUAGAGCUGUAUGAGGCGUCCCAUUGGAUGGAGGCUCCAGAGCAAACCAAGGACCUACUGGAGUGAUUAUAUUUCUCAGUUGGCUUGGGAACAUCUAGGGAGUUCCCAGAAGGAGCUGUAGUCAGUGACUUGGGAUAGAGAUGUCUGGCCUGACCUUUUCAAUCAGUUGCCAGUUUCUAGGGCACAGGCUGAAGGUUUGAGAAGGCAAUGAGGCGUCAGUUACAGUAAUGGGAAGCACCCUAAAAAACUAGGGGAAUGAGGAGAACCUAGGGGACUUUAAAAUGAAAAGAAAGGGGAGAUGUGCAAUCUAGAAACAUGAAUCAAGGAGAACUAAAGACUAAGAAACAAGAAAAACUAGGCAAAGUAGAAACAAGUCAACUAAACAAGUACUAAGGAAUUAGCAACUAGUAAAAUUAAGGGACCCUGGAACAAGGAUAAUCAUGGAACUAGAACUGGUGGGGAAAAGGAGAACUGGGGGCCUAAAAAAUUAGGGAAACAAGGAAACUUGAUCACUGAUUCAGCUUUGUAACAUUCUCCGAUUCCUCGGGAGAGGAACUUAUUCCUCAGUCAGUCAUCGCUUGCCUUUUUAUUUUUUUCACCACCUUGGAAUUUUGUGUGAACUAUUAAAAAUAUUUAUGAUGGAAAACCGUAGAUGAUGUGUUAUAUUAGACAGCCAGCAAAGUGUGGACAAAAAAGGACAAGAUAGAAAUAUGAUAAAACUACUUAAAAACCAGCGGAAAUUGCUGAGAACUGUCCAGUUAUGUGUGGACUAAUAUUCUCAUAAGCAUGCUUGAAUUUUGUUCCUCUAUCCUUCUCAGUGUACUACACCACUUAAACACAAUGGAACAAAUGGGAAGAAUCAGGAUUGUUCAAAUGUACCAAUUCACCUGCUUAUAGAUUUAUUAUUAUUUAUCAUAUUGCUCAGUAGGUUUUUGUUUGUUUGUUUGUUUUCAAAACUUUUCAGGCUUUUCAAGCAGGUACUAAAAAUAAAAAGAAAAAUGUGUAUUUUGUGUGUGUACUAAUUCAAACUAGAAAAACCAAUACGACUACAUAUACCAGGACUAGGAACUAGGAGCAAUUAGGAAACUAAGAAUCUAGGAAAACAAGGAGAACUAGUGAACUAGAAAUAAGAGUUAGAGAGUGCUCAGGAGCAAAAAAACAGGUAACCAUAGAAGUAGGGAUCUAGAAAUGGGAAACAAGCUGAAACAAGAAAUAGGAAAUCUGAAAACUGCUACUAGAAAAGAAUAGUGCACAAAUAGAAAAACAAAGUAAGCAUAAAAAUGAGCAAAAACUUUCAUGAAAACCAGUAAGUAGGAAACAGGAAGCAAACAAGAGGCCUCUGUGACAUUAUUCAACUAAUUAGCGUUUAGAAACAUAUGGAUUUUUUCUUGAAAUACCCAUGUGCCCCUUUAAAAGCUUAUGUGUGUUUUUGUUAAUUUCUCUUUCUACUUGCAGUGUCUCUUCAGUAUUUGAAUCUGAGGUUUGUAUUUAUUUUAUAAGAAUAUUCUGAACCAUCAGAGAAUGUUUUCAAAGGAGAAAAUGUUUUCCUACUUUAUGUUCCACAGUAUUGUGUUUGAUACACCACAGAUCAAUUAAAGGGGUUGUAAGGCA